CCCCUGCCAAAAACAACACACACAAACGACACACACCAGAAAGGUGCUCAGGUUGCAAAGUCCCCGUUUUUAACAGAUUUAAAUCAAAUUAAAUUCAUUUCUCUCUCUAAAGCUCCAGACCUCCUCUCCUCGACGAUGUGGUGCGGUCGCGUGGCUCUGUGUGUGGCUCUCCAACGGAUUGCCGUUGCGCCGUUAAACUCAUUAAGUAUUACCGGGGGGUUACCGGGCGCCGUGCAGAGAGAGAUGUCGUCUCUACCGCGGGUCUACAUCACGCGACAGAUCCCGCCAGAGGGGCUGAAGAUUCUCAGCGAGUCUGGACAAGUGCAGUUUGAUCUGUGGGACUCAGAUGACGUCCCCGUGCCCCGGAAGGAGCUGCUCCAGAAGGUCAGAGGUGUCGAUGCGCUGGUCUGCGUGCUCACGGAGAAGAUCGACGCCGAGCUAUUGGACGCUGCAGGUCCUAACCUUAAAGUCCUGAGCACCAUGUCAGUGGGUUUUGACCACCUCUCCCUGGAGGAACUAAAGAAAGGUCAGUGACCUCUGACCUCUGUU
Messenger RNA from Oncorhynchus masou masou (cherry salmon), 549 nucleotides. RefSeq names its product glyoxylate reductase/hydroxypyruvate reductase-like. The coding region runs from base 136 to 534 and encodes 132 amino acids. The transcript has 3 exons. NCBI's taxonomy places the organism in Eukaryota, Metazoa, Chordata, Actinopteri, Salmoniformes, Salmonidae. The record is from RefSeq and is a predicted model, not a curated record. Gene Ontology annotation, molecular function: NAD binding; oxidoreductase activity, acting on the CH-OH group of donors, NAD or NADP as acceptor.